Molecule: messenger RNA, 273 nt
Organism: Pochonia chlamydosporia 170
Lineage: Eukaryota; Fungi; Ascomycota; Sordariomycetes; Hypocreales; Clavicipitaceae
Exons: 1
Coding region: 1-273 (90 amino acids)
Source: RefSeq, a predicted model, not a curated record
AUGGCCAAUAGAGGUCGACGCAGUAAGACGAGCAUUCACAGCCGUGUCAGAUGCUGUGCCACCAGACCUCUCCCGAGCCCAGCUUUGCCCACAAAUUUAAAGGCCUACGAAGGAAGAAGCUACGCGGCUGCUGCCGUCAGCUCACUCAUCAACCCUGGGCACACUCCAUGUCAGAUUUGCAUGGUGGACACGCAUGAGGUGUGCAGUUCAUGCGUCCGCUUCGAAGACAGCACCGUGUUGUCUCGGUUAGUUUGCUGGGCUGGCUGGUUGUAA